UCAUUAACUGCUUGGGAGCUUGAAGUUGUUUCAGUUUUAAUACGAUCUAUUGCUAAACCUGUCGACAUUAAAAUAAUAGCUUAACAUUUUUUUUUAUAUAGUUUCAUUCUCAAAGCUGUUGCAGAGACAAGAGCAGAAUUGAAGCAACAUGGCUUGCAUGCUGAGCAAAGACCCACUGGAUAUUGAGAACCUCUUGGUGUUAAAUCCCAAGACUGCUAUGCAUGCAUCUUUGCAUUCUACAAUGGUAAAGAAGCAAGUUAAGAAGCAAUGGAAGCGGAAUACUGACAAGAACUGUUCCAAAUGUAUAAAACUGGAAAAUAAUUUUGAUGACAUCAAACAUACAACUCUUGGAGAGCGAGGAGCACUCAGAGAAGCGAUGAGAUGUCUGAAAUGUGCAGAUGCUCCUUGUCAAAAGAGCUGCCCAACCAACCUAGAUAUCAAGUCAUUCAUCACAAGCAUUGCAAAUAAGGUAAAUUAUAUAUGUAUGGGCUGCAGAUGUUUAAAUACUUUCAGUAGGAAACAAUACGGAAAGUAUAUUGUACAUAAUGGACAAUGCUAG
Messenger RNA from Nanorana parkeri, 559 nucleotides. RefSeq names its product dihydropyrimidine dehydrogenase [NADP(+)]-like. The transcript is spliced from 4 exons. The record is from RefSeq and is a predicted model, not a curated record. Gene Ontology annotation, molecular function: uracil binding; iron-sulfur cluster binding; dihydropyrimidine dehydrogenase (NADP+) activity. Gene Ontology annotation, cellular component: cytosol. The coding region runs from base 149 to 559 and encodes 136 amino acids. Lineage: Eukaryota; Metazoa; Chordata; Amphibia; Anura; Dicroglossidae. Gene Ontology annotation, biological process: thymine catabolic process; uracil catabolic process.